This is a messenger RNA of Clonostachys rhizophaga, 2118 nucleotides long. The record is from the annotation of a GenBank genome assembly. Lineage: Eukaryota; Fungi; Ascomycota; Sordariomycetes; Hypocreales; Bionectriaceae.
AUGUCCAAUGGCCAUACCACGGCCGGGGUCAGCUCCCACCCUAGCCCCAAAUACUUGCGUGUCGUGAUAAUCGGCGCCGGAAUAGGUGGUUUGACGGCUGCAGUUUUCCUACGCAAUGAAGGGCACCAUGUUACCGUUCUUGAAUCGUCCACCUUUGCGAAUGAAGUGGGAGCCGCUCUUCAUCUUGCACCAAACGCCAACGGUUUACUGAGGCGGUUGGGCAUUUUUGGUGAGGAUAUCGGUGCCAACUUAAUGCAGCAUAUUACGGAAUACGACAUAGAUAACACCCUCAGCCGGGAUAUCGACUUGUCCGAGAGAAACAAGCUCUGGCAGCAUCCGUGGCAUUUAAUUCACCGCGUCCGUCUCCAUGAGGAGCUAAAGCGUCGGGCAGUCUCAAAAUCCGAAAAGGGAACUCCCGUAGAAUUGAGAACAGGGAGUCGCGUCGUGAAUAUUGAUCCUUCUCAGGCCAUUGUUGAGCUUACAACUGGAGAGACGAUUCAGGGGGACCUGGUUAUUGGUGCGGACGGAAUUCAUUCAAUUAGCCGCACCAUGAUACCAGGGGGCAACAUCACCCCUAAACCUUCCGGCAAGAGUGCUUUUAGGUUUCUGAUGCCUCGCCAGAGAGCUUUAGAUGACCCUCUGACGGCAGGAUAUGCGCAGAAAAUGGGGCAGCUGAUUAUGUGGUAUGGGGCUGACAGACGAGUGGUCAUGUAUCCGUGCGACAGCAACAAGCAGCUCAACUUUGUUUGCAUACACCCGAGAGAGGAGACUGAAGUGGACGAGGGACAAGACUGGAACACGGGAACGAACAAAGCCAAACUGCUGGAAGUUUUCAAGACUUUCGAUCCAUCUGUCUUGGCCCUUUUGGACAAGGCAGAUGCUGAAUCUCUUGGUAUUUGGGAGCUAAAAGAUAUGGAUACACUACCAGAAUGGGUCAAUGACCGCCUGGCGCUCCUUGGAGAUGCUGCACAUCCGUUCCUCCCACAUCAGGGUCAGGGAGCUGGGAGCGCGAUAGAAGAUGCUGCAUCGCUUGCCGUCGUUUUGAAAAAGGGCACCGACCCAACCGAGGUUCCAGAGCGUCUUCGACUAUACCAACACAUUCGGAUGGAGCGAGCUAACAAGUUACGCCUUUUUUCGCGCAAUGCAGGCCGCGAUAUUGUUGGCCUUGGCAAAGAAAACUUCAAUAUGAUGGAAUAUACGAAUUACAAUUUCGGGCAUGAUGAGUGGGACAACUCGAUGGAGCGGUUCCGCCGAUGGACUUGGUCGCAAAACCCAAACCUGUAUUGGAGAAUGCCAAUUUCUUUUGGCCCUUUCCCCGGUCCUCGGCAGACUUUCGAGGGAAAGCCACGAAAUGCAACUCAUUCGACCUUUACCACGGCCUCUGUCAAGUUCAAGACUUCUCGUACAAUCUUACAAAAUCUCCUUCCGUCAACAUCUUUUCAUUUCAAGAGCCCAGGGACUUUUGCGUAUGCGAGCUUUUCCCAGACUACACUGAACAAGAUGGAAUGGCUCGGACAUUCCGGAUAUCGGCAUUUUGGUCUCUAUAUUCACGGACUACAGUACACACUCAAAGACGGUACUACUCUUAAUGGCACGUUCCUCCCUCUCCUAUUUGAGAGCCUGACGGACCCAAUCGUAAGCGGUCGAGAAGAGUUGGGUAUGCCAAAGCUCUACUGCUCUAUCGAUAUUUGGCGCCGCCAAACAAGCUAUCGAGUCCAGACCGGGUGGCAGGGUGCUCAGUUUGGCUCCAUGACGCUUGAGGGUCUCUCCGAGGUCGGAGUAGAUGGAGUGAAAGGUACAAUUGGUGGGGAGGAUGACGAGGGGAUAUUUGCAUACAAGUACAUUCCCAAGGUCGGGGAACGAGGCAAAGCGGAUGUGGAACAUGCCACCUUUGUUCCUCACGCUGAGGAAUCCAAAGUAGUCCCGAGUACAGUGCAAAAGGUAUGGAUAGCGGAGAAAGGGGGAUUUUUAUUCGAUUCCCUGGACUGGGACGCACUACCCACCCUUCAUCAUAUCAUCAGUCGACUGGCUGAGAUUCCUGUGUAUGAAGUAGUCGGGGCCAAGGUUGUAGAGGGACUGGGGGUUCCCGAUGUGUCCAGUGCCAGAAGGAUCGAUUAG